AUGGCCCAAUCCCCCGUCAAAACCCGACUGCGCGAGUCACUAGAGCGAGCCAAAGCCCGGCAAGGGCCGAGUGUCGGCCAGUGGUUGGAGUUCCCAGGAUACACGCUUGCCAAGACGGUGGCGGGCUUGGGUGAAGAUUGGGUCCUCAUCGAUUGCGAGCAUGGCAACAUCGACGACAAUGCCAUGUAUCUCCAAGUGGGAGCCAUCUCUUCAUCGGGAGUAUCUCCCAUAGUGAGAAUAGCCGGGAGUGAACCAUGGAUGAUAAAGAGAGUUCUCGAUGCUGGCGCCCAUGCCAUCAUGGUCCCAAUGUGUGAAACAAAAGAACAAGCUGAAUCGAUCGUGAGGGCAUGCAAGUACCCGUCAUCAAAAUGGCCAGCCGGAGUCCGAGGCGCCGGUGCAAUGUUCGCCCCUGCCGCGUUCAACCAGAACGGUCGCGAGUAUUUACUCACCGCCAAUGAGAAUGUAAUGAUAUGUGUGCAGAUAGAGAGCCGCACGGCAGUUGAGAAUGUCGAAGCUAUUGCCAGUGUGGAAGGAAUCGACAUGCUUUUUAUUGGCCCAAACGAUCUGGCUUCGUCGAUGGGAUAUAUCGCAUUUGACCACGCAUCGAUCCCAGAAGUCCAAGAGGCAACAAAGAGAGUCCUCAAGGCAGGUCUUGAUGCAGGAAAAUACGUCGGACACUUUGCUCUCAGCCCAGAGAUUGCGGCGCAAAAGUACGACCAAGGCUUCCACUUUGUCAAUUGCGGAGCAGACAUCGUGGCCAUUACAGCUUGGAUGGGAACCGCGAUGACCACACUUAGCCAACUAACUUCGCACUCCACAAAGGCUGGCAAUGGUGAAACCAAUGGUGUAAAGGGUUCCAAGGGGGGAGGGGAGAAUGAGACUUCAGUUGAUCAAGUAAACGGGAAUGGGCAACAGCUAGAAUACAAUUAG
Messenger RNA from Clonostachys byssicola, 930 nucleotides. The record is from the annotation of a GenBank genome assembly. NCBI's taxonomy places the organism in Eukaryota, Fungi, Ascomycota, Sordariomycetes, Hypocreales, Bionectriaceae.